Molecule: messenger RNA, 2208 nt
Organism: Xenia sp. Carnegie-2017
Lineage: Eukaryota; Metazoa; Cnidaria; Anthozoa; Malacalcyonacea; Xeniidae
Exons: 3
Coding region: 226-2013 (595 amino acids)
Source: RefSeq, a predicted model, not a curated record
GAUUUAACCAUGAGAGUUAUUGACACCCCUGGCUUCAAUGAUGAUGAUGGUGUUAAACAAGAUGCAUGUAAUUUUCUAUCUAUAAAAAAGUAUUUGGAAACACAUCCCAAAUUUUCUUCGAAAACAGAGAUUUAUCCAAAUCUUGUGUUCAUAGUUGAUAAAGCCAAUAAUAAUAGAAUCAAAGGAAUCAAUAGCUCACUUUCAUAAUCCUUGAGAUGUAUCAAGAUGUUGAAUAUUGUUGACAUCAGUCAUCCAAAUCUUGUUGUGAUUUUGACACAUGCUUGCGCUAUUGGUUACAAGAACGUGAAAAAAUGGCAAGAGACGAUGCGAGAAAAGAAAAAACUUGUGUCCGACAUUGUUUUUGACAAUUUAGGUGUCAUUGCACCAGUUGUAUUGAUGGAAAAUGAUCCUAAUGAUGAGCACGAACUUAAAAAGGAUGGAGAUUUCAGAAUCCUUCCAAGCCACGAGAAACAACCUUUGAAUUUAUACAAAGCUUGCCUUAGCUUACUCAAAAAAAGGAAAGAUGGAAACCAUAUCACAGAUAAAUUUGGACAUAUGGUGUUGAAUGCUGCAUUUACACGAAAGAAAAAGGAAAAACCAACAAAAGGUCAUGAAGUUAAAGCGAAAGUUGCAAAUGAAGAGGAAUUAUCAGAUGAGGAAAAGAAACUUGUAAAAGAUUUUACUGAAGCUGGUAAAGGUGGUUCAACCAACUCACUUGUCAAGCGUGCAAAGCAGUAUAUUUCCGAGAACAACAUCCAGGACGAGUCUGCAAAAAAGGAACUUUUUGGGCUGGUGGAAACUAUGAAUGCGAUGGGAUUGUCGGAUGAUUCAAUAUUGAAGCGCACAACAAUCUUUGAAAUCAACUGUCGUUAUGACGACAUUAUCACCGAACAUGGCCUUCAAAUGUUGGAGAAGAAAUUUAACAUAAAAUGUGCUGAGUCGUUUUAUUCGGCUGAAUUUAUUGGUAAUGGAUACAACCUUGUCACAGACGACUUUGUUUCAGCUCAGGUUUUAAAAUUAUCUCUCGUUGAUAAUAAACAAUUUGGCUUGAGAAUUCCUAAAUUUGCACAAAUAUUGAAUAUAAAUAAAACUGUUGAGAGCGAAAUACAUUUACAACGGAAUAAAAGUUCCAUUAAAUCGCGCCUUUCAGCCUUGGGGCUAAAUGUGAACAUGGCACCAAGUAUAUUAACGAUGGCUCAAGAAUUUGAUGCAAACUACAGCAUGAAGCGUCAGGAAAAUGACUCAAGAUCUUCAACCAAUACAAAGAUAUUAAAAGAAGUAAGAAUCGCAAAGAUAACUGUUGAAAUUGAUUCGAAAAAAAUUGCUUUUGCUGAUGACUUUCGGUCUGCAGUGGAAAAACUUCCAUAUGGAAAUAUCGAAAACGAGAAAGUGAUGAAGGAGUUCAUAAAUUUUUUCAAUAAAUUUGGUCAGUUUGUCGUCACGUCUGCAUAUGUUGGGGGAUCAGUUGAAUGUGAUAAUUAUAAUGACAUCAUAGAGUUGUCAAACCGAGAUGAAAAUAAUGUUGGCGGUUGUGUUGGUGCAUACAUUGUGGGACAAACAUCAGUAAAUACAGAAAGCAACAAAGUCUUAAAAAUUCCAGCCUCUCAAUGGAGAGGUGGGUGUGUAGACUUGCAAGUUAAAGAAAAAUUCCACGAAUGGAAAAGAUCUGUUUCUAAUGAUCCAGUGUUUUUAAAACAUAAAUUAACAUUGCAGCAUAUUUAUACGUUAGUUGGAAUGAUUGAUAAAAAGAAAGGAAAUCUUACCAAACAAGCUUUCGAAAAAAUGUUUCAGAUUAGUACUUCAAGUCUUUACAGUAAUGAUUCUUCAAAAGCAAAUUCGCGAAUGGAGAGAAAGAAACUGGAGCAAGAAGAAGUAUGUUCUUCUAACACAAGGCUAGGUGAAGUUGAAGAACCGACAUCUAAAGGAUCGAGGAAAACGCUCGACUACAUCAAAUACAUUUUAUCAAAAAUUGGUGAUGCUUUUCAUCAUGCAUUGGCUAGAUUGAAGAAAUAAGUCAACCUUCAAAUAAAAAAUUUGAAGCAUCACUAUUGCACUUUCACAGUUUAAAUCUUUUUUGUCUAUUUGCGUUCAGUAUAUACCAUUGUAAACUACCUGUAUUAAAUAUUUAAUUCAUUCUGCAAAAAAGGCAAUGAAGAUAGCAUAAGUAUGCCGAAACGUGUAUGCAAUAAAACUUUCGUUGAUUUUAAA